UCAGACCACUCCCUCUCUCGCUGUGAGAGGAAGCUCAGUCAGACCGUCAGACGUUUCUUUUUAGUGACUAUGUGCACUACGAAGAAUGGCGGAGGCGAACGCGCUUGAAGAACUGCAGUCGGAGCUCACUUGCCCAGUGUGUUUGGAGCUCUUCCGUGACCCCGUGAUCCUCGAGUGCGGACACCACUUCUGCCAGGUGUGCAUCAUCCAGUGCUGGGAGGCCAAGUCAGACGAGUUGUCGAGUUGCCCAAAGUGUAGAAAGUCGUGCGCGCGUAAACUGCGCCCGAACUCUCUGCUGUGCAACGUCGUGGACAGUGUCCGCAGAGCCGGGACCAUGGACUCACCCGCGGGCAUGCUUGGAUGGGAUCCGGGUUGUCAUGACCUAGAGGAGCCGGAGGAGCGGGAGCCCGGGUCCAGUAUGAGUAGCUUGGCCUCGUCCACUGGGCACUGGCCGCGCCUGGGAAUGGAUAUGUGUGAGGAGCAUGAGGAGAAGCUCAAGCUGUACUGCGAGGACGACCAGCUGCCCAUCUGCCUGGUGUGCGGGAUGUCCCGGGAUCACAAGACCCACAAUGUCAUCCCCAUUACAGAGGCCUUUGAAAACUAUAAGGAUAAGCUGUCUGUCGCUCUGCAGAGGGUUCAGCUACAGUCAGAGGAGGCCUCGAUCUUCCAAACACAGACCAAUGACAAGAUCCAUCUCAUCAAGGAGCGAGCAGGAGAUCUGGAGGAGAUGGUCACUGCUGAGUUUGGCCUUCUGAGGGAGUUUCUCCUUGAAGAGGAGGAGCGCAUCAAAGAGAAACUGAAGAAGCAGAAAGAGGAGAAGCUCAACCAGCUGGAGGAGGCGCUUACGAAGACCACGGAGCAAAUCAGCCAGCUGGAGAAUAAAGCAGACCUGCUCUGCAUGAAACAGAGAGAAGAAGAAAACCCAGAGCAGCUCAAGGGGAUCAAAGAUUUCAUUGGAGGUGUGGAGAGCCUGUUUGAGCCUCCUCCAGAGGUGUGUGUUAACCUACAGACUGGAGAGUUUCUGGGACCUCUGCAGUACAGGACCUGGAGGAAAAUGAGCAACCUUUUUCAGCCAGCUAUCACAGCAGUGACCCUUGACCCCAACACAGCCUACCCCCGCCUGAUGGUUUCACCGUGUCACACCAGAGUCCAGGUGGGAAGAAUUCAGCCCAACCUGCCCAACAACCCAGAGCGCUUUACCCGCUACAACAUCGUCCUGGGCUCUGAAGCCUUCUCAUCAGGCAGACACUACUGGGAAGUGGAAGUGGGCCACAAGACAGCGUGGGGUCUGGGUGUAGCCACAGCCUCCGUCAACAGGAAGGAGGAGAUCAGCCUGUGUCCAGAUGACGGUUUUUGGACCCUGGUGCUGAGGGACAAUGGCGAUGGCACCAGUGAGUACGAAGCAUGCACCGACUCAGAGGAAGGGUUGAUUCAUCCCUCCAAACCCCCCAGGAGGGUGGGGGUCUUUCUAGACUACAGUCGAGGUGAAGUGUCGUUUUAUGAUGCAGGAGACAUGAGCCACCUCUUCACCUUCUGUGAUGCAAAGUUUAAAGAGCCUGUUUUCCCGUAUUUCAAUCCCUGGCCGAUCAUUAACGGAAACAACCGCGAGCCGCUCGCCAUAGUAACGCCACACUGGGGAUAGACCGGCUUUUUAUGAGACGAGCUUGCAUCAGCAGAUUUAACAAUGAAACUGCAGAAGAAGAUUCAGCAGCUAAUGAACUUCAAAUGAACUCAUGUAAUGAGCAUUCACACAUUUCCCUCAUCGUAGAGACGCUGUAUUACUGAUGGUGUGGUGAUGAACUCACAGGUUACAAAUGGGAGAAUAUUUUAAGACAGUGAUCAAGACAACGACAUAAAAAAGGACACUCUAAAAGACAUGGCUGUCAUGAUUUGUACUUUUAAAAAUUUGAUCAACAAAUAUAAGAAAAAUUAAACCAACAUUUGAUCUUAGGUAUAGUCUGUACAAAUGUCUGAUAUAUGUUUUUUCUCUGUGCCAUAGAAUUCAAUUUAUUGCAAAAAUAAUAUCAAUUAGCAACACUGUGACACUGAAUCAUGUUUCCUUAUUAGAAUGAAGAUUGACACUUUAGUAUAUUUAGAAUGACACUUCCAAUAAAACUACUCUAGUGGACCAAAUGUGUAUGAAUUCAAACCUGAUAAUAGCCCUAAAUAGGUCUAGUAUUCUGUCUAGAGUAACUUGAGCUACAAUGUAAAGUGCCUAAAUGUUGUUUAUGUUUUUUAUUUGUUUCAUAAAAAAAAAAAAUAUAUUUGCAUCUUAGGCAGCAAUGAAUGUGCUCGGGGCUACGAGUGAAAUGAGGAUUCAGAGAUGGACUGACUCAUUGAUGGUUUAGGUCUCUUCAGCUUUAUCAUUACAGAUCCUUUCUCUGCUUGAGCUUACUUUUAUUCCUUUUACCCAUUCCUAUUUGUCUGCCAUUUUUACAUUGGUCUGUGUUUUACUGUGGUUUUAUUAUGCUUGAUUUGUACAGUACUUUGGUCAACUGUUGUUGUUUUUAAAUGUGCUUUAUACAUUUGGAUUGGGUGAUUCUCAAAGCAGGAGAGAAGAAGAGAAGAAGCAAUGCUUGAUUAAAAAAUGCCUUAAGUUGUGGGCAACAAUUGUGUUAGUAAAAUGAUGCAACAUGUGAGUUGCUGAGUGACCCUGAAUGUGAACAUUACUUUUGUUUUCAAAGGGAACUCAUAUUGAAAAAAGCUAAAAUCUUUUAAAGAAAUCCACUUUUAUUUUCUUUUUUUCUAACUGUUUUGUAACCAACCAUUAUUCUAAUGACAUGAUCAUCUUCAUCAGAAAGUGAAGAAGUUAAUUGACAAGACUGUACAUUUCAAUAUCCCACUGCAACCACCAUUGCCCAGUACAGCUGAAAAUGUAAUUAGAAAAUACUUGAAGAAUACUAAAUGAAUAUGUUCUAAAGGUACGACCAGAGAAAUCACUGUCUAGAUCUAUAUGACUUUCCUGAAUAAAUAGCCUACUGAG
Labrus mixtus (cuckoo wrasse) is the source of this 2983-nucleotide messenger RNA. Its product is annotated as zinc-binding protein A33-like. The transcript is spliced from 6 exons. The record is from RefSeq and is a predicted model, not a curated record. Bases 86 to 1642 code for a protein of 518 amino acids. Lineage: Eukaryota; Metazoa; Chordata; Actinopteri; Labriformes; Labridae. Gene Ontology annotation, molecular function: zinc ion binding; protein binding.